Molecule: messenger RNA, 7027 nt
Organism: Malaya genurostris
Lineage: Eukaryota; Metazoa; Arthropoda; Insecta; Diptera; Culicidae
Product: homeotic protein deformed-like
Exons: 8
Coding region: 512-3055 (847 amino acids)
Biological process (GO): anterior/posterior pattern specification; regulation of transcription by RNA polymerase II
Cellular component (GO): nucleus
Molecular function (GO): DNA-binding transcription factor activity, RNA polymerase II-specific; RNA polymerase II cis-regulatory region sequence-specific DNA binding
Source: RefSeq, a predicted model, not a curated record
GAAUUCCGUGAAGUAGUUAGUCAAACUCAAACAUUGGCGCUUUAAACACGUACAGUUUUCCGUGAAUCGGCCGUACGGCUGCGUGUGGUUCAUAUGCUUUCGCAUACGGUCGUUAUUUUUUACAAUGGGUUGUGAAUGAAUAAAAGUAAUAUUUGGCGAACAUUUUAAUUUUCUGCAGAACGACGAAUUGAAUAUACUCAUAAAUUGUGCAACGGAUAUGCAAAAUGAUAUGUGGAUUCAAACUUGUCUUGAUACUGUGUACUCAUGUAUGUGGAAGUGAAAAAUCAUAGCAAAUUAAAUGGCAUAUCUAAUUUAGUGAAAAGUGAGCAAACCCUUUCCAUAUACAAAAACAAACGAUGAAACAUAAAAUUGAAUUGUGAAUUGUGAAUUUUACUGAACGAAAAGUUAAUGUACAUUCGUAGUUUGCUCUCAAUAUCGAUUUAGGAUAUAAUCGUAUCAGAAAAAAAUAUCUAAGAAUUAAGUGAAUGGUGUUGAACACUGACACUCAAAAAUGGAUGCCAACAACUUUGUGAUGUCUUCCUAUCAGUUCGUAAAUUCGCUCGCAUCAUGCUAUCCCAACAAUGCACAACAUCCAAAUAAUAAUCAGGCUACCAGUAGUGGUGGACAAAGUGACGGCUAUUUCCCGCCAUCUGCUUACACCCCCAAUUUGUAUCCUGGCACCCCGCAUCAAGCACACUAUUCUAACCCCCAAUCAUAUAAUCCAUUGACAGCAGGAUCUGGGAAUGUAAACAGUAGCUCUAGCAGUGGAGGGCAUCAAUCGAGUGAAAUGGUUGAUUACACACAGCUGCAACCACAAAAGUUUUUAAUAAACCAACAACAGCAACAAUCCGCCCUCAGUUCUCAAAGCUGUAAAUAUGCUAGUGAUGGUGCUAGUACAGGUACAAAUGUAGGAAAUACUAGCAACAAUAAUAGUACUACAAGUCCUCAAGAUCUAAGCACAGCAAGUACUAGUAGCAGUGGAGCCGGAGGAAACACCCGACCGGAUAUCUCUCCGAAGUUAUCCCCCAGCUCAGUGGCAGAAAAUGUGUCGCGAACAAUAAAAACUCCAACUACAUCAGUUUGUUCAAACAACACUAAUAACAAUAGUGGAAAUAUUAGUAAUCGAAAUCCAGUGAAUCAAGUGAAUUUACCCCUGGGGAGCCCAGAUGGCGAUGAAUCCGAUGCAAGUGAUGAUGACAGCGGCACAGAAGGAGGUAGUUCCCAAGGAGGAGGUAGCGGAUCGAAAAAAGGAGGACCACCUCCACAAAUUUAUCCAUGGAUGAAGCGAGUGCAUAUCGGCCAGAGUACCGUGAACGCGAACGGGGAAACGAAACGUCAGCGAACAUCGUAUACGCGCUACCAAACUCUGGAAUUGGAGAAAGAGUUUCAUUUCAAUCGAUACCUGACACGCAGACGAAGAAUCGAAAUCGCUCAUGCUCUCUGCCUUACAGAGCGUCAAAUUAAAAUUUGGUUCCAAAACCGUCGAAUGAAAUGGAAAAAAGAGCAUAAAAUGGCAUCAAUGAACAUUGUUCCGUAUCACAUGUCACCGUAUGGGCAUCCCUAUCAGUUUGACAUUCAUCCGUCUCAAUUUGCACAUCUUAAAAAAAAAUAUCGUAAUACAUAUGAUAGCAAGAAGAUGAGUUCAUUUCUAAUGGGAUAUCCACACCAUUUCCAAUCCAUGGGUAUCAAUAUUGAACCUAAAUUUCCUCCGAGUGACGAAUAUGGAUUUCAUAAUGGCUAUAGCAGUGUAAAUGGAAUCACACAAUCCGGAAAUGAGUACUUACAUCUUCCACAAAGUGAUAUAUUGCACCACAAUAACGGUGUCAACAACAGUAGCGGCUACAAUGGUUACGCUCAUAGUAUGAGCGGUCAUUACUAUCAUCACCACCAUCAUCAUAAUGGCUACGCUUCUCCAGUACAAAUGCACGCAUCAACUCCAAUUUCCGCGCCUGCAGUUGUACAACCCUCAACACCAACAAACAGUUCAACGCCAAAUCAAAAUGAUGGAUACGUGUCAAAUUCAACGACUUAUUAUCCAGGCUUUUAUAGUGGUAAUGCUCAUCAAUCUUUGAUGGAUGUUCCAUUGCAGUGCUCCGAAAAUGAAGUCAGUAACACGGCACUAGGAUUGCAAGAACUAGGAUUAAAACUUGAUAGGCGAAUAGAGGAAGCUGUUCCAACAGGACAACAGCUUCAGGAGCUUGGAAUGAGGCUGAGAUGUGACGAUGUUGGAUCUGAUCAGGACGAGUAUCUCGACGAAGAACGCAUGAUGCUUGAUAGAUCGCCGGAUGAAACAGAAUCCAACGAAGGUGAACUAGAUGAAUUGGAUUCUGAUAAUGAGCUCGAUGACGAUAUAAUGAAUGCUACAAGCGAUGGCGAAAGAAUUAUUUAUCCAUGGAUGAAAAAAAUUCACGUGGCUGGUGUUGCAAACGGAUCGUACCAACCAGGAAUGGAACCGAAACGCCAGCGAACCGCCUACACUAGGCAUCAAAUUUUAGAAUUGGAGAAGGAGUUCCAUUACAAUCGUUAUCUCACCCGACGACGUCGGAUAGAAAUAGCCCACACACUGGUUCUGUCAGAGCGUCAAAUUAAAAUAUGGUUCCAGAAUCGGCGAAUGAAAUGGAAAAAAGAUAACAAACUGCCGAAUACGAAAAACGUUCGAAAGAAAAGUGGAGAUCAAGGUAAAAACAUCACAACGUGUAACUCUACGGGCGGCCCAACGAAAAAAGGUCGAAAGACUAACUCGUCAAGUUUAUCAAAUGUGAAGAAGCAAAUGAACCUACAAAGUGAAUGCUUUCGAUCCGAGAGCCUGGACAGCAUGACGGACAUCCAUAACUCAUUAAAUGGAAGCAAUCUUGCUGCAGCUCCAUACAUUUCUGCAUCGGACGUCACUGGAGUGCUACCAGUAAAUAACGCCAACAAUAUCACUUCAGAGUCAUCAUCUCAUGAACAACAGCAAUCACCAAUAUUACGCACCCCGUCGGGUAAUAGUAAUGCUAAUACAAAAGUCGCUCAUUCCAUUAGUAUUAAAAAUGACUACGAUCUAACCACUCUUUAGAAUAAAUCGAAAUUGAAAUCUGGUAUAAUAAUUUAUUUAUUCGCUCAAUACUAAGAUAUUGAAAGUAUCCACCGAUUAUAAAAUUAACAAUUUAUAGGUACCCUUCAGAAACUAACCGAAUACCAAUGAUUACAAUGCAAUUAUGCAAAAUUGAAAGCACUCUAAUGGCCUAAACACAACGACAGCGGUUAAAGAAAAUGUGGACAGAGAAUAUUCAUACCGUUCCGCUGCAUUGUGUUUGAACGAUAAGUAUUACCGUCCACCAUUGAAAACAUAAUUUUGAAAAUACUUCUGAAAGUGAAAAUGAAAAAUAUCCGUUCGAUAAGAAGUAACAAAAAUCGUUGAAUCAUUACUACAAUAACGUUUGUAUUUGACAUGGUUUGUUAUGUUCCAAACCCUUUCGAAAUUCUGUAUAGCAGAAAAUUAAUCUGAAGCUAAAACUUACAUGAAUCCAUAUCCUCAUAGAUAUUUGCGUUUUUUGUUUUCAUCGUAAUUCAUAUAAUUUACACAAGAUUGCAACGCCUUAUCGAUGCACACAGCCCGACACCUUUAUUACAAGAGUUUCAAGUUUGGAAAUAUACUAAGCUUGAUAAAAUCAUCGGAUUCUUUAUUUGAUUCAUUCGAUUCCCAUCGCCUAGUAAAAUAGGAUUAUAGAUAUAUGGUAGAAACAUCUUCAAAAUGCUGAAGUAUUAUUGUGUCAUUUAUAAAAUUCGGAUGAAACAGUGAUGUAGUUUAAGAUAAUUUUUGAAUGAUGUAAAUAAUUGUACAGAGUAAAAUGCUCGAAAGGGAACUUUUUAUGCAGCAUAGUAAAAUUGGUUUUGUGCCAUUUAAAAUAAUUUAGUAGUUUAUCACCUGUAUAUAAUCAUUUAGAAAUAAUUGUGGUGAACAUCAAAUCUGAAAUUUUAAAAAAUUAGAGUGUAUUCGAUUUUAAUUAGUGAGGUGGUCCAGAAUUUAGUUAUUGUAAAAAACAAUAAAAAUAAUAAGUUUAAUUAUUCAAAGAGAAUAUAUGUUCACAAGAACUGGUACUGAAAAUUUCAAAAUUUUGUUCUUUCUGGAUCCCGACUUAGUACGGAGAUUGGAUGUGAGUUUAUAGAGCUUAAUUUCAUUGAAUUUCUCUACAGUACAUUUAAGAAUACAUAGCACAUUAUGCAUAAAUGACUAAAUCACCCACGAAAACACCAUGUUAUCAGGUAAGGUUCUUAUUCUUUCAACACUAUAACGAAAGGUAAUUUACUUUCAACACUCUAAUGCAAACUGUUUGAAUAUUUAAUCUGAGUAAUGUUUUCUACUCAUGUUGGAAUAAAUUAAAAAAUAGUUUUUAUUCUGCAAUAUUUCCGGCUACCAUUCACUUUUUCACUUAUACUUUAAAAAAACCAUUUAAAUUAUUUUCAUCUUAUUCUAUGUGUCAUCCAACUUGUCUGAUUAAAAUAUUUAUGUUAUAUUAAUGAAUGAUUAAAAAUCAUUCACGAAUAUCUUCAACUCUUUUAGUUCGCUUUUUUCAAUGAAUGAAAACUUUAAGAUGUCACUUUUGUUUUUACUUAUCCAGUGUGAAAUUGACAAAAUAACUUUUAGCGUAAAACUUAAACCAUGUUAACCGGAGCGUGAGGAAAAGCAAUUCGGCAACCAUCAUCAUAAAAAGAUUCCACACCGGAAGUAACUAAACUGAUUAUCGAUUGAUCGCUUCUAUUUUGACAGAACGAAUCUAAACAAAAUCAAAUGUAAAGUAUCUAAAGUAAAGUAAAGUUCCCAAACCAGGAAUACAUAGUUUAUUUGUUUGUUUGUGUAUCGAAGCCGCCUGAAGAAAAUUGGACUCAUUUGGAAGUUUCCUAGAUCCCAAUAAAAGGAACUAACGAAAAAGACGAAAACCAUACGGACGAUAUUUUAAAAUUCAUAAAAAUAUAUACAAGAAACAACAUUUUGACUAAUCGAGAGCUCCGAGCUCCUAGUACAAUCAGAGACAAAUGGCAUAUUAUUAAAAAAUUCGUCAGUAUUUUUAUAACUGGUUGCAUCUUACAAAUUAAUGCUCACUCUCAUAGCAGUACCUCGCCGGGAGAUAGUUUGAAAAAAAAAACUCUUCCAAAUCCAUCUAGUGGGAUGAUAGUACCUUACUCUUGGCAUUGAAAUAGUCUCAUUAUAACAUUUAUUUGAAUGUAUCUUCGGAACAAAUAUUGUUCGCCAUUCGCCGUUCGUCAACUGAACUAAUAGUAGCUUCCAAAAAUGCGUCUAAGAUAUUAGAAAUCGAUUUAGGCAUCUUCGAGAAAUUUUUGCGUAUUAAAAAAUAAUGCGAUUUGUCGGUUACGUUACCCAUUAGAUUACAUCUUCCUUAUCAGAAAUGCUCUCCAAAACCCUUCCAAACUUGAUCUAUGGCCUCAGAGUUUGAGCUUCAAACUUGAUCGAUAAAUAUAUAGUAGCUUUUAAACGAGCCUAAGCUUGUUGAAAUCGGUUCAGCUGUUAUCGAAAAAUUGUAGCGAUGAAGAAGAAAAAUGUGUGUUUUAUCGAUUAUGUCAUUUAUAUCAUUGCAUCUAUAGAAUCGGAAGUAACAAUUUCAUCUUCGAACAUGAUCAAUUAACCAAUAGUAACUAUCUUACAAACUUAAGUUUGUUGAAAUCGGUUCAUCCAUAACCGAUAAAAUUAAUCGAAGAAACAAGAGUGUGUUUUCUCGCUUAUGCCAUUCUUUUUCCAGAACUUGAAGCUCCUGCUUAAUUUGAUCUUUGAACUUAAUAAACGACACAAUAGUAGCUUUCAAACGAAAAGAAGAUUGUUUAAAUUGAUUCUGCCAUCUACGAUAAUAUUACAUACAUACAUUUUCCUGUCUCGUCGAAUGGUCGAAAAGUGUAUUAUAACAAGGACUCCUAUCCAAAGUCGGUUUUGCGAACAAUUCUAUGUCAUUUCACUAGAGAAAGGCAAAUAGCUCUAGCACUGUAUGUUCCAAAGGAUAAAUCGAUGCUCAUCAAUUCACAAUAACACAAUGUUAUGAGCUCAAUUUUUAUGGUAUGACGUUAUUUAAACGUCUCACUAUUCGAUUUAUUUUCUUAAUACCAUACAGUGGUAAUAUUAAUGUCGAUUUUGCUCUCAUUUUCCAGCAAAGAUAUUCAAUUGUUUGCUUUUAUAAUACAAUAUAAAUAGAAUGACAACCACCGGUAUGGAAAUAUGGCUGAACCUCAAUAAAAUAGUAACGCUUUGCGUAAUUAGAAUCCGCAAAGAGCAUGUUAAAAGAGUAAUCCGGAUUACGCAAUAUUUUUCUUGAGAGACCUUUAUAAUUGAUUACCGUACUGGAAAAAAGGAUGCAUUUAAUCAUGUUGCUCAACCAUUGAGUUUAUUUCUUCUUUUUUUUCUUUAAAAGAUUGUUUAAUGAAGAGCCCAGCUGAUAUCAACAUAAUUCAGAAACUUAGUUUUACAAUAGAAAAUGUUACUAAACCGAAAUUGAACCUGAGCUAUAGUGUAACUUGGUAAAGAAUCAAAACGAAUCAAAGUUUUCGAGUAAUUCAUUUCAAACUUUUGGAUAGUUUAUAGAAUAUUUAAUGAGAUUGCCGUAAUAGUUAUUGUUGAUCUCAUAAUCAAUAUUUUCGAUUAGAUAUUCUGAGAUAUGUUUUAGACUUUGAGAGCCAUAUAAUUCACUUUCACUUAUACACAAUAGUUAGUUACAUUUCAUCACUCUUCCGACUUCAGCCGUAUUGCUUCAAUUCAGACCGUGUAUAUUCGUCCGGGUUUGCGAUCCAAGCGAGACUAACCUGAUGCCUACUCAUGAGAUCAAGCUUUAGUAACUUCUGUCUACUCUGAGUGUUGAUAAUAAUUUUUGUAUAUUAUGUUUGUAUCAUGGAAAAAGAUCCCCUAUCCUAGCGUAUUUCUACUAUUAUUCGCGACUGUCAUUUUCAUCGGUAUUUGUAACAAAACAACGACGAUAAUUUGUACAUAUGAUUAUAAGUGUAAGCAGUAAGAAACUAAAACAAAAAUAAAUAAUUAUUUUUCACA